Laccaria bicolor S238N-H82 is the source of this 1341-nucleotide messenger RNA. RefSeq lists its product as uncharacterized. The coding region runs from base 1 to 1341 and encodes 446 amino acids. The transcript has 3 exons. Lineage: Eukaryota; Fungi; Basidiomycota; Agaricomycetes; Agaricales; Hydnangiaceae. The record is from RefSeq and is a predicted model, not a curated record.
AUGUCAUUCCAAUCCAUCCAACGAUUCGCAAAUUUAUUCCAUAACUGGAAUGGAAGCGAGCAAAAUGAUCCGUCGAUGUCAAAGACGAUGAGGCCGAGUCGUGGAAGCGUGUUCGUGGUGAAUAGUUCGAUUGUGUAUUGGCGGCAAACCGUGUUGGCAACACCUGCCUUGUGGUCAAACGUGGAUAUUUCACCGCCUUGGAACUUGUCCGCCAUACAAACUUACAUCGAAAGAUCCAAGGAAUCCUUGAUUGAUUUGCGACUUUUCUACGACUUCCGUAGCCCUGAUGAACAUCCCUCCACCGACUCUGCACAUUCACUCGCCCAUAUCCUCCAACCUCACUACCGUCGGUGCCAUACCAUUGAGGUGUCUGGGGUUACCCAAACCACCCCCGCUAUAUUAGUGGUGUUGGAGUCAAUGCAGCACAGCACGUACCCCCACCUUCGACGCUUUCAGGUGGAGGGGAGAGAAAGGCCCGAGCCUGACUAUCAUGAGCUUACACUCAGAGACGCUCCGAGGCUCACGGAUGUUCGUUUGCGGGGUACGGGGUUGCACUACUUCCGCGUUCCGCUUACCAACGUCACUGAGCUUCAUCUGGCGCCGAUGAGGAAGUCGCUGCCUUAUGAGGCCUUUUUCAGGAUGAUACAAUUGUGUUCCGCAUCGCUGAUCACGCUGGUUAUCUAUGAUCGUCUCUUCGUCUGGUGGCGCGAAGACGUUGCGGUAUCGCGCGUGUGCGAUAUGCCUUCCCUACGCCGUCUUCACGUCUACGGAAAUAUGCUUGCAGUCUCUGAGCUUCUGCUCACGAUCUCAGCUCCGGAUCUGGAAGAAAUCGCCAUUGCCCCAUUCGUCGGGGAUGAUCUCGUCCCGCUGGAAGAAGACAUCCAGCGCAAGAAAUCUCCCCGCUUUCCGAAGCUGAAAACACUCACACUAACGCUCAGUCCGGCCUCAGGCGUGAUAGAAUUAUCCCUCGAUCAAGCUGAAUUUUGCUUUCCUGGGAUCGAAACCCUCGUUCUUCCCAAUCAUUACUGGCGAGAUGUGUUACAUGGCAUGACCUCCAGAGGGGGUAUCCAUUCCAUGGUACCUCGCUGGCCUCAGCUGGAUAGCAUCGCAGUUCGGGCCCUUGACGACGACUUCGACAUGCUUCAUCAAUUUAUUUCAGACCGCCAGCAAGCUGGCGCACCCAUCCGGACGUUGUAUUUGGACGCAGAAUCGGUUAAGAAAUUGGUUCAUUGCGAAGAUUUGAAGGAGAUGGUCUCUAUCGUAGAGGCGGAUCCUUGGCUGGCCCAACAGAGCGCUGCGUUUUAUUCUGAGCAGAAAUUGCGGUUCCUUGGUGAUCACUAG